AUGUCGCAACAGCUGGAGUUCUCGUCCUACGUCCUCGCGGCGCUCACUGCCGGCGGCGGCAUCAUGGGCUACGUGAGGACGCGCUCCGUCCCUUCGCUCGUUGCUGGAUCGGCCGUCGGCAUUCUCUAUGGCUUCGGCGGCUACCGCCUGCAGAGCCGCCAGCCCUACGGCAUCGAGCUGAGCCUCCUCGCCUCCGUCAUCCUCGGCGGCUCUGCAAUUCCCCGCGCCAUCCGCCUCAAGAAGCCCGUCCCCAUCCUUCUCAGUGUCCUGUCCACAUUUGGCAUGCUCACCUUUGGCAACGCGUACCGACAGCAGCUGUGA
Molecule: messenger RNA, 321 nt
Organism: Hirsutella rhossiliensis
Lineage: Eukaryota; Fungi; Ascomycota; Sordariomycetes; Hypocreales; Ophiocordycipitaceae
Product: transmembrane proteins 14C domain-containing protein
Exons: 3
Coding region: 1-321 (106 amino acids)
Cellular component (GO): membrane
Source: RefSeq, a predicted model, not a curated record